CUGUCCACCCUCCCCCCAUGACAGAGUUCAAGGAAGAGGUGAUGCGGAAGAGCCGUGAGGCGCGCCUUGCUAAAGAGUAUGGGAAGGAGGCAAUGGAGGAGCACCAGGCGUUGAUGGCAUGGAAUGACGCUGAGAACGCGCGGCUGCGGAAAAAGAGGGAGGAACGACUCAGAAGAGAGGAGGAAGAAUUGCAGGACCGUAAGUUACAAGGAGCCCUCAACCAUGCCAGGCUAAUGGAAGAAUUUCUUAAGCAGAAAGAGCAAGAGGUCCUACAGUUGCAGGAGGAAGCCAGAAAUUUCAUCACCCCCGAAAAUCUGGACGAGCGAAUCCAAGAGUGCCUGGAUAACCCUCGCAACUACAACUUCGCCAUCGAUAAAGAAGGGCGUGUCGUCAAGCGGAGUGUGCUGUCUUAGAGACUCUUGAUCUGGUUGGACAAUUCAGAUGAGAGAUUUCCCCACAGCUUCCAUCCAGAGGUUGUGCUCGCUCGUCAGGAGCUUGAGGAAAAGGGCAUCAUGCGUACAAGCUGACCGCGGAAUUUCAUUUGGACAAAGCCCUUUGGUGCUAGUCACAAUUCUUGCACUGAACGGCUGUCGCCUACAUCAUAGCUCAUGUCCCCGUUGCGUGGGUAGGAGUUGCUGUUGUCUCUGAAAUUAAAGGAAUUUGUUUUGUACAACA
Pelodiscus sinensis (Chinese soft-shelled turtle) is the source of this 675-nucleotide messenger RNA. The record is from RefSeq and is a predicted model, not a curated record. NCBI's taxonomy places the organism in Eukaryota, Metazoa, Chordata, Testudines, Trionychidae.